AUGUCUGCUUCACCCAUGACCAUUUCAGCUCGGCGUCCGAGUCCGGCGACGAAUCAUGAGACUCGAGGCGGUGCUGCUAGUCUGAGCUCUGCCUCUGCUCGCGCUCCAAGAGGCGCUGAUUUGUAUGGCACCACACCAGGAGGGUGAGUCGCUUGCGUUCGCCGAGACUGCCGUCGGUGCAGCAUUGGGUGCAAAAAUCUUCGGGCGAGAAUCGCGGGAAUGGGAGGGGGGUGGGGGUGGGGGCAGCCGGACCGCGUGCAGCAAACGGAGCAGCACGCACACGCUCGAUCCUCGCAUCGAGGGGCUGGCGGAACAGUGAGACAUUCAAGUGUCUAGCAAUUCGCGCCAAUCUCACCAGCAUUCUUCGCACUCCCUGCUUUCGCUUCAUUGCAGCUCUCGUCUAGUGUACUCGCGCGAGCAACUACUACAGCUAGCUUCUUCUCCCCUCUCGGCCAGCCCGCCAAAGGGUCUAGGUCCCAACGGCAUUCCAGCUGAAAUCUCUCGUUCGCCCGAAAAGUCCUACUACACUUACGGUUCCAGCUACGGCUCUCAGGCGGGACAAGUUGAUCGGGCUUCUGUGAUAGAGACGAACGGAACAGGAACCAUCGACUCCGGCUCGGGCGCAGUAAGGUCGAUCUUUGGACGCACGCCCGAGAAUUUCGAUGUCUCCUCCAGCAAAAGGGCGCACCAGAAUCACAGUCACAGUGCGCAAGUAGCGUCGACGACGUUUAGAAGCUCCACCGCUCCUGGCUCUUCUUUCGCUACUGCAGCGACGGGCGCAGGGCAAGACCAUACGAACAAAGGUGGGGCGAUCAGAGGUUUCGCACCUUCUUCCCCAAGCGCCAUCAGAACGCGUUCCCCGUCCACCUCCUUCAACAUCAACACUACCAGUCCGAGCAGCAAUGCGGCAGCUGGAAGUCCCAUCACUGCCAGGUCUGGCGCUCCUCGGUCUCCAGGUUCAGCCUUUACCUUUUCGGGUCCUGUCAGUCCUACACAAAACACCUCCUCAGCCAGCAGCAGCAAAGCAGGCGGAGCAAGAACAGGACAUGGUCGACCGCGCGAUAGUUCUAGCGCCUCGCCGUCUCGUGAGAAAGGCACCGUCAUUGACUCUGCCACCCCCGCCGCCGCUGCUGCUCGUGAGACCAACACCCACAAUGACGAGCACUUCCACAUGGACCUCUAG
Molecule: messenger RNA, 1183 nt
Organism: Ceraceosorus bombacis
Lineage: Eukaryota; Fungi; Basidiomycota; Exobasidiomycetes; Ceraceosorales; Ceraceosoraceae
Source: the annotation of a GenBank genome assembly